Messenger RNA from Microsporum canis CBS 113480, 1293 nucleotides. RefSeq names its product DASH complex subunit ask1. Gene Ontology annotation, cellular component: mitotic spindle; DASH complex; mitotic spindle pole body. NCBI's taxonomy places the organism in Eukaryota, Fungi, Ascomycota, Eurotiomycetes, Onygenales, Arthrodermataceae. The coding region runs from base 1 to 1293 and encodes 430 amino acids. The transcript is spliced from 4 exons. Gene Ontology annotation, biological process: attachment of spindle microtubules to kinetochore. The record is from RefSeq and is a predicted model, not a curated record.
AUGUCCCACCCUCCCACAUUACAACGGAAUCUAACUCUAACAGAAGAGUUAGAGAAGCUUGAACAGUCUAUUACUCUGACAUUGCAAGAAAUCGACUCCAAUUUCAAUAGAGCCCAUCGAAUCGUCACAUCUAGCAUUAUACCAAUUGUUGAACAGUACACGGAAAAUUCCAAGGAUUUCUGGAAACAAUUCUUUGAAGCAAGUGCCAACGUUUCAUUGUCUGGCUAUGAGGAACAACCACCGAACGAAGAAGGCCAAGAGACAACCAUUAAUGCCGACACAACUGCCACGGCUGAUUCGACAUAUCAAGAAGAGACUGGGUCAUAUGCCACGCCGUCUUCGGAGCAUAUAGUGAUAGAUCAUAAGAUUAAAAACGAGGAUGACCCCGACUUUUCGACCCUUUCGUUAUCACCGUCGCAUAGCCCUCCGCGUACCAGAAGUAUACCGCCCCUUGCUUUAGAUGACAAUGACACCACGUCACGCAUGGAGUACUCCUCAGCCUUUGACCAACAUGGAGAAGAAGAUUUACCUGCUGUUGAGUCGCCCCUCCAGCUCUGUGGCCCAGAACCAAGAACACCUGGGAAGGGCAAGCAGCCCGAAUAUAAUGAUAUUGCCACACCCAAUACUUCUUCAUCCACCGUAUUUAAUCCUAUAUCGAAAUUUAACCUGUCCACGGCUCUAAAGGGAGACAGGGCUGACCCUCUUAUGCACCGUGUUCUGGAUAAAACAUACCGGGUUCAGGCAACCCCACUCGCCAGUUCACGCAAGUCUACCAUCAAUAAGGGAACUAGUAAAUUUGGCACUACAACUCCCCCUACUUCACGGUAUAAACUAGAUGAGUCCCCUCUCUCGAGUCCAGAGCUAGAAGCCCCCAAAUUACAUACGGAGUUAUUCGAUUCCCCAAUGAUCCGUCGAAGCACUAUUAAACGCAACACAAGCAAGACUCGCACUCCUGCGGCUAGCAUAUUAGCUACGCCCUCAAAUAAGAAUAGGGGAGAUCCAAAACAGUGGGAUAGCGAUGAGGAAUUUAAUCAUGGUGGAUAUGCAGAUGACGGCGAUGAAGAUGAUACGGCGCCCGUUGACUUCAGUCCCCCGAAAACUAUGCAGUUCCAUGUACCGCAAAGCCGGCUGCUGAAAACUCCAGCAAAGGAAGCUUCUAAACGCAUUGUUUCGGAUUUACUUUACACUGCUGGUGGAUGUGAGCUGACUGAUGAUCUGGAUAACAUUUAUGAUAACCCAGACAACAGCCCAAGCAUCGUUCGCCGCUCUGGCCUAGAUGAUGAGACAUUCUGA